UUUGCUCUUCCUGUUAGCUGUGAGAAGAUAGCGGGCGAGCGGUCAAAAAUAAUUACUGAUGUGUUUACAUAAAAUCGUCGCAUAAUUUUACAGGAACGCGCUUCUUUGGAGUUUCUAAGGUCCAUAUAUAGAAGGAGAAAAUGAUUCGCUUUAUCCUCAUUCAAAACCGAGCAGGGAAGACACGACUGGCAAAAUGGUACAUGCAGUUUGAUGACGAUGAGAAACAGAAGUUGAUUGAGGAAGUGCAUGCUGUGGUAACUGUCAGGGAUGCCAAACACACCAACUUUGUGGAGUUUAGAAACUUCAAGAUCAUUUACCGGCGUUAUGCUGGUCUGUACUUCUGUAUUUGUGUGGACGUGACUGAUAACAACUUGGCAUACCUCGAAGGAAUCCACAAUUUUGUGGAGGUGCUGAAUGAGUAUUUUCACAACGUGUGUGAAUUGGACCUCGUGUUCAACUUCUAUAAGGUGUACACGGUGGUGGAUGAGAUGUUCCUCGCAGGAGAAAUCAGGGAGACCAGUCAAACCAAGGUCCUCAAGCAGCUUCUCAUGCUCCAGUCACUUGAGUAGAAACCAGACAACCAUCCCUCCUACCUGCCCUCUAAUCUGCUGCCCUGGCACCUAAACCUUUUCCUUUUAUAUUUUACUCUGGAAAGGAUCCCCUAUCAUUUCCCUGCCUCUACAGAGCCAACACUUAAAGAACUUCAGGAGGGGGAUCUUUAGAAAUAGAAAUAAGAUAAGAUAAUAUUGUUUACAUAUACAAUAUAGAAGUUCAAGAUAAAAUCUUUUUGUCAUAGCAGUCUGUAUGUUGCAACAUUCUGUACGUGUUGUACUGCUAAUGAAGUCCCCCAGUAUAAAGACUGUACAUUUCAACAUGUUGACAUUUCAUACAACUCCUGAAUUACAGUCAGCUUUAUAUUGUGUUCCCUUUUCCCAAAGCCAGAGGCUGCAGAAAUGACUUGUUUCAUGUAGUUAGUCAUUGCAUUUAUCCCUGUGGAGUGUGGAAACACUGAUGUCAAUCCACCAGUGUGACACUGCUCUCUCCUGCCCUCCUCCUCUCCUUCCUUCAUUAACCUCAACAUUCAUUUAAUGGCACUACUGUAACUAACAAGCACCAUGUAUAAAGAGAGACCGCCCGUAAUGAUCCAGCGUGCAUUGAGAACUCACAAAAGCCUUGCAGUCAUUUCUAUAAACCCAUGUAAAGAAAGACCUUGCAUGUGUUUCGGUAUCACCAAGAGUCACCAAGGGUGCUCUGCAUUUUAUAUCUGGAUCACAGUACAAGCAAACUACAACUAGAAAGCCCUUUAGAGCAAUUGACCUAGCACGGCAAGUUCAUAAUUGAAUGGAGUGUACUUAGGAUGAGUGCCAUUUUGACGGUGUGUUAUGGCAACCUGUGCUGUGCCCAAUAUGCUCACGGCUAAUGAUGAUGAUAAAUGGUGUAGGUUAUGUUAUCUCAGACGGCUUCUGUAAUCAUUGCAUUUUAAAAAAAGAAGAGCUCAUUAUAUUAUAUGGUGCUUGUUGGUCACACUUAAAACACUCAAUACACAAAUGCACUCAGACGGAAUACGACCUGGAUAUAGAAAGUAUAUUUUACAUAAAGCAGUACUGUGAAGUUUGCUUCGUAUGGUGUGUACAUACAGUGUAUCUUGCGUAUGUCGAAUAUUGUGAAAUUAGCACAUUCAUUCCAGAAAAAGUGGUUCUUGCUUACUAUAUGGCCUGAGCAGCAUUUACAUGUUUAAGAUCCAUAAAUGUCUUUAGCAUCGCCUAAAAUAAAUUGGUUUUUAAAUUCCUCUAACAAGCCUCAUGAACUUUUACAAGAAAAAAAAAAAAAAAGAA
Toxotes jaculatrix (banded archerfish) is the source of this 1835-nucleotide messenger RNA. It is a transcript of the gene ap2s1, whose product is annotated as adaptor related protein complex 2 subunit sigma 1. Gene Ontology annotation, biological process: clathrin-dependent endocytosis; intracellular protein transport. The coding region runs from base 141 to 569 and encodes 142 amino acids. The record is from RefSeq and is a predicted model, not a curated record. The transcript is spliced from 5 exons. NCBI's taxonomy places the organism in Eukaryota, Metazoa, Chordata, Actinopteri, Toxotidae. Gene Ontology annotation, cellular component: intracellular membrane-bounded organelle; membrane coat; AP-2 adaptor complex. Gene Ontology annotation, molecular function: clathrin-cargo adaptor activity.